Molecule: messenger RNA, 2535 nt
Organism: Erpetoichthys calabaricus (reedfish)
Lineage: Eukaryota; Metazoa; Chordata; Cladistia; Polypteriformes; Polypteridae
Gene: ube2j2
Product: ubiquitin-conjugating enzyme E2, J2 (UBC6 homolog, yeast)
Exons: 7
Coding region: 145-921 (258 amino acids)
Source: RefSeq, a predicted model, not a curated record
UUGGAAGAUAGUGUGAGUGUGUGUGUUUUUUUUUUUUUUUUUAAUAUUCUUAAUUUUCGAAAGUGUUAACUUCACGGAAGUACGAGGAAACUUCACAUUUUUGACGCCGCUCAGUUCACAUUCACUAGCGGGGUCUCUAAAGAGAUGAGCAACACCAGUAACAAAAGAGCUCCAACUACAGCAACACAAAGGUUGAAACAAGACUACCUUCGAAUAAAGAAAGACCCAGUGCCUUACAUUUGUGCAGAGCCUCUGCCUUCAAAUAUUUUGGAAUGGCACUAUGUUGUACGAGGGCCUGAGAAAACCCCAUAUGAAGGUGGAUAUUAUCAUGGUAAACUCAUCUUCCCCAGAGAAUUUCCUUUUAAACCUCCCAGUAUUUAUAUGAUAACUCCUAAUGGAAGAUUUAAGUGCAAUACAAGAUUAUGUCUCUCAAUUACGGAUUUUCACCCUGACACAUGGAAUCCUGCAUGGUCAGUUUCAACCAUUCUUACAGGACUUCUAAGCUUCAUGGUAGAGAAAGGCCCCACGUUAGGCAGCAUUGAGACCUCUGAUUUUACAAAACGACAACUUGCUGCACAGAGUUUGGCUUUUAACACAAAGGAUAAAGUUUUCUGUGAGCUGUUUCCUGAUGUUGUACAGGAAAUAAAGCAAAAACAAAAAGCACAGCAAGAACUGAGUAACCGACCCCAGGCUCUGCCUCUCCCCGACGUUAUUCCUGACGGCGAAGUACACAAUGGUCAAAAUGGAAUUCCACUUCUCAACGGCCAUGCUGAACUAGUGGGUGCUAAUAAUCAAGGCCUUCAGCCUAACCGCAACCAUGGACUACUUGGUGGAGCCCUAGCAAACUUGUUUGUCAUAGUUGGCUUUGCUGCGUUCGCUUACACAGUAAAGUACGUAUUGAGAAGCAUAGCACAAGAGUGAACCGAGUGAAAGACAUUCUUGACCAAAUGAAAGCUGGUUGUAAACUCAAGUGGGACUUUUGGCAAGGAUAUGUUACGUGGCCGUAGACUAACUGCUGCAGGUAAUACAAACGAGACAACUGGCUGGCUCAUGGGUUCGCAGAGGCCUUUCAGUUUGUAUUGUCACGUAUGCUGUUCACUGAGAAAACUGGUAAUUCAAGAGGCUUAAAUAUUAAUUCCUUUUGUAAGAAUUUAUUCAAUCCAUAAUGUUAUGUGCAGCUGCUUUACACAUUUCACAGUACAAUUGUUUAUACCAAUGAAAACAAAUCCAUUAAAUCGGAAAACCUCUGUUUAUCCCUUUUUUCUCUCUUAUUUGCUAUAAACCAGAACACUGACACAGCGUACAAUACGGUGGUGGGAUCCACUUUUCCAAAGACAUCGACUUUGUAUCAGCACAUGAAAAACGGCAAUUCUGAACAAAUAACUCCAUUUAGUUAUUCUGAUGAUCAUUUUUACUUUGUACAGCUGAUAGUCAAAAAGUUUAUUUCUUGUUUCAAUAUACCGGCAUUGCAUUUCUGUGUUUUUCUGUCAGUUUAUUCAGAGACUCCAGAAUAGGAGAUUGUUCAUUAAUAAUUACAAACACUAUUAAAAUACUGUAAUAAUCAUUAUAAAAAAAAAAGUCCUUGCAAUAGUUUACGUGCAACAUUCAAUAUCCCGGUAUUAAUGUUGCUUGUAGGGCUGAAGAAGUUAGUAACAAGUUGUCAAGUUUUCAGCUACAGGGUUUGUCACCAGUUUGAGGCUCCGCUUUGUGUGCCUUCUGGCAACUUUGGGUUUAAUUUAAGAAAAAGAUGUUUAUAAGCAAAAGAAUCAGAAGAAAACACUUCAUACUCCUGUCUGUAUCUGCCCGUCUUUUUAUGACAAAUGUUUUAAUAUGUUGAUGCUUUCAUAGUAAAAGUAUGGUUUACUGUUAAUAACGUGCUCAAUGCAGGCAUAUUUUUCUUAUUGUUUUAUUAACAGUGCUAAUAUAUGUACACUGUGUUAUUUAUGUGCUUUAAAAGCAUUCAGUGGUUCAGGGUAUUUCUAAAUAUUCAAAGCCAAAAGCCAGCCUUCAGUAUGUCCAUCGUAUUACCACACAGUAAUGUUUGCACAUUUGAUCGAGAACAGCAGGGCGCCCGCCACGCUCUCCUCGCUCCCCUCCUGAACUCCGCCGACUGCGGGUCACCGUCUACAAGCCCCUGAUGAUUCAGUUGUGGUGUUUGUUUCACUCGGACCACUUAGCACAACGUAGUAAUUCAGUCCUGUUUAUGUGUUUGUCUCUUUCACUUCAUUCAGAUCUCUCUUCCCUUUUUUUUUUCCUUCAGAAGCUCUAUACAUAUUUGUAAAUACUUUUAAACCCUUAAUGAAUAUAUACAGUGUGUAAUUACAUGAUCUUGUACAUUUUACUGUAAUUAGCAAGGAGUAAAAGCAUUAUGUUUAAACCCAUGAGCCAAGUUGUGAAGAAUUUUAUGUAAGUUAAAAUUUAGUGACCAAUUCUCCGGUAUAUACGUGGAAAAGCUCACUAGAAUAGCAUUGUACGUCUAGGUUUUAAAGGUGGCAUUGAGAGAACAAAAUUAAACAUAUUUAUAAUUUUAAAAAA